Neoarius graeffei (lesser salmon catfish) is the source of this 5966-nucleotide messenger RNA. Its product is annotated as cadherin-like protein 26. Gene Ontology annotation, cellular component: adherens junction; plasma membrane; catenin complex. The transcript is spliced from 17 exons. Lineage: Eukaryota; Metazoa; Chordata; Actinopteri; Siluriformes; Ariidae. Gene Ontology annotation, biological process: cell morphogenesis; adherens junction organization; homophilic cell-cell adhesion. Bases 1496 to 3910 code for a protein of 804 amino acids. The record is from RefSeq and is a predicted model, not a curated record. Gene Ontology annotation, molecular function: cadherin binding; calcium ion binding.
CAGUGAGCUGUAUAUACAGAUCUCCUGGAUCAAGCAUAGAAGUUUUUAUAGAUUGGAUGGAAAGUAUGUUUAUAAAAUCAACACAGAAGGUCAUGUACAUCUGUGGUGAUUUUAACAUCGACCUCUUAAAUCAUAAGAAACAUAAAAUGACAGAAGAGUUCAUUAACUCAGUGUUCAGUAUGGGACUGUAUCCAGGGCCGUCGACGGGGGGGACAACCGGGUAUUUUGUCCCGGGCCCAGGCAUGAGGGGGUGCCAAGAACUGGUCCCUCAUGAAGAUGCCAUUAAUCAUUCUGUUUCAUUUCAAAAUGUGUUGAUUUGGGGGAGAAAAAUGUGCUAUACUUGCAUUCAAUGAAUGAUUUCUGGUUCUUUUGCCUUUAUUGUCUUCGAAAAUAGAUUCAAGAACCCACCUACCACCCCUAAUGCAGAAAUGGUUUGGUCUUUGAUUAAGGCGCCAAAUAACACAGCACUAUUCUAUCAUAACGCUUCGACAAUAAGCGUGCGAGCCCGUUUGCCAACAUGCACAAGUCAGGAGCAAAGAAAAGAAAAGAGAAAAAGAGAUGAAGAAGCCAAGAGCCUCAGGGGCUCACUGCAGACCCGGCGCCAGACACGGACUGACAGACGGGCCUUGAAUUGCUUUGGGGGGGCACACAUUUUAUACGCCAAGCCAGGGCAACACAACUGUUUCUAGCAACCCAGGAGAGCAGCACAGACGUGACGAGUUAAAUAUUCUAAGAAACCUAUAAAGCAACCAAAACAACUUUUCCAAAAUGUAUCAAACAUUGCUCAGCAUAUUAACCCUCCUCUUGUGUUCAGGUCGUCACCGACCCGUUUUCAACUUUGACUUUGUAAACAAAGCCCUUGGGUUUAGAUUCUUGCCUCAAGGCUUUCUGACUUUGUCAGCCACCUGUAUUUUUACAAAAUAAAACAAAAAAAUUUUUUUUUCCAAAAUUCUGUUAUGCUCUAAUUAAAAAUAUAGCACUUGUGGUGUUCGGGUCGUUUUCGACCCGGUUCUUAAUAAGUAGUUUAUGGAGCAAUUAUUACAACCAAAACUGAACAAAUAAAUGAACUGCUAGCUAAAAUUGAUAUAGCUAGCUCCUCUGCCAACCAUUCAAGCUUAUGAACUAGCAUGACAUCAUGAUAUUGUGUAUAUAAAUAGCUCACUAGUUUGAAGUUUUUGGGUUAUGUUGACAUAUGUUUUGUGCCAUUAGUUCAGCUUAGGGGUCCAUUUGGCCCGACCGCUUUUCCCCAAUACACUAAUCACUCAUUUUGUUAUGGUAAUGAGGCUGUUAGUGGCAGUGUGUGGGGUGAGGGGGUCACACUUCACACACUUCACACUUCAGUGGUGAAGUCAUGUUGGCUACUUCUGUGUGAAUGUGAGAAUGAGGAAUAAAAACACAUUCUAUUCUCACAUUCUCUAUUCUAUUCUCUAUUCUAUUCUAUUCUAUUCCCAUGUGACCAUAACGACUCAUGUGACUGCAACCAGACAAUUGUUUGAUGGAUAAAUACCUCAGUGCACAUGGACUAUCGCUUCAGUUCCCUCAAGAAUUUUGUGGUGAAAGAAGCUCCUCUCCAAGGAACGAAGAUGCAGAGAUUCAACAUUCAACAGGCAUUUUGUACAAUGAUAACGUCAUGAAUCACACCCUCAAAUUCAGCAUCAGUGGCCACGGUGUAGAUGAAGAACCAAAAGGUGUGUUCUCCAUUGAUGAAAAUACUGGUGAAGUCUUCAUACACAAGCCCAUAGACCGAGAAAUCUACCCAGUUAUGCAUGUGAAUUUUGAUGUGAUGGAAAAACGUAGUGAGAAAAUUCUUGACAAAACUUUGGCUUUCGAUGUAACCAUAACGGAUAAGAAUGAUAAUCCACCUGAAUUCAUACCUGAGGAUUUAUACAUAGACGUUCCAGAGAACAUAAAAGAAGGUCAGCUUCCUGUUUCACUGCAAGCAAGAGACAAUGAUGAGGAAAACAAUCACAAUUCUCGCAUCUCCAUGAGGAUAGUGUCUCAGGAGCCAGCACUGCCCAAAAUCUCUCUGGAAUCCUCCUUGGAUGGAGAAGGCAGCAUGAACAAAAAUCUUGUCUUGACUGGUUGCUUUGAUUAUGAUAAAGUAAAGAAAUAUAAAAUGCUUGUCGAAGCACGGGAUCAUGGAACACCAUCACGCUCAUCCACUACCACUGUAAAUUUUGCCAUCACUGACUCCAACACUCACGCACCUGUGUUCACUGCUCCAAAGUUAAAUGCUGAGGUUAUGGAGAUGGAAACCAGGGAAAUAUUAAGGAUUCCUGUGGAAGACAAGGAUACUCCCAACACUCCAGCAUCCAGAGCAGUAUUCACUAUCCUGAAGGGUAAUGAGGAGGGCAACUACAAGAUUGAGACAGACCCACUUACCAAUGAAGGAGUGCUGACUGUCAUCAAGGGAAAGGAUUACGAGAGGACUACUCUAACUGAGCUGGAAAUAGGAGUCGAGAAUGAAGAGCCAUUAUUUUUAUGCAUUGACGGAAAGCCAAUUAUUCCUGUACCAGAGACUUUAAAAGGAAAGAGCACAGUUAAAGUCGCUAUUAAAGUCACCGAUGUGAAUGACCCACCGAAGUUUCAGAAUAAAAUUCAGAAGGUUUACAGGGUUGAGGAAGAAGAGCCAGGAGAUGUGCUGUACAUACCCACAGUCACAGAUGAGGAUUCAGACCCAGCUAAACUGAGGUAUGAGCUAGUAGAAGAUCCAGCUAAGUGGAUGUCCAUAGACCCACAGACAGGCAAGAUCACUUUGGCAAAGAAGAUGGACCGCGAAUCUCCAUAUGUCCACAACAGCACCUAUACUGUCACGAUGAGAGCAAUAGAUGAUGGGGAACCUCCCUGCACAGGUACAGGGACUCUGGUGGUCCAUCUGGGAGAUAAGAAUGAUAAUGUACCUCAUUUAACUUCCAACACUUCAGUGAUGUGUGGGAACAAAGCUGACAGAGUGAGUGUCAAAGCAGGGGAUGAUGAUGUUUUUCCAUAUAGUGGACCCUUCACCUUCAUGUUUGGCAAAGAAAAUCAGGAGCUGAAUAACCUUUGGAAGGUUGACCCUAUCACAGGGUCUGAAACCUUCCUGAUUAGUCUGAAGAGUCUGCCAUAUGGGAAAUACUCAGUUCCACUGAAGAUUGCUGACCAACAGGGGAUGCUAGCACAUGAUGUUUUACAAGUGGUGGUAUGUGACUGUGGAAAAGGAGAUGUGUGUCGGGACCAACUGCCUCGAUCGUCUACCCUCCAUGGAGCAGCAAUAGGAAUUCUACUGGGAACGCUACUCAUGAUGGCUUUGCUGCUCUGCUUUUCUUUCAUCUGCAAGUGUAAAGAGAAAACGAAUUUCAAGCAAUGCUUUCAAGAUGAUGGAAACCAAACCAUGAUUAAAUACAAUGAGGAAGGAGGAUUUCCACUCUACAAGAGCUCUGUUGGAAGUUAUCAUGGCUUGAAUACUCAACCGAUACAGUUUGAGCCACAGUUUCAACACAGCACCACAAAUCAUUUUGGCAAACUGAAGACAGGAAUUAAUCAGAUUUCACAGGUGCCUAGUGGAUUUAGUGAUAUAACUGCCUCAAGCAUCAUCUUUGCAAAAUCAAACUGGACUAGAAACAGGAAUAGUGCAUAUAACACCACUAGGAGUGGAUUCUCAAGAUCCUUUAGCCUACUGUCAGAACAGAACAUGUUAACACAUCUUGAAAAGAAGCUCUACAACCUUUCCAUGGAGCAGCAGGAUUUCUCUGAAUUUCACCCACAUGAUUACCAAAAUGAAGGAACCAAUACCACUGCCGUCUCACUGGAUAAACUCUCUUUCCACAGCACAGGAGAUGAUCUGGACUUUCUGCAGAACUUGGGGCCAGAGUUUUUCACCCUGGAUAAGAUCUUUCAGCAAGGAAUGAAAGAGAAAACCAUGAAGUUUUAAUUGUUUUUUAAUAUGGAUGUUAGAUCUCGUUGAUUACUCCUUCCCAUCUCUGUGUUUUAAUGGAUAUACCAUACCUCAUGUCUGUCCUGAUUAUAAGGUUGCUCCUUGAUUUUGUUGGUGAUUUAGAAUUUGCAAAUAAUCCAAAUUAUUAUAAAUAUCAACAGAUUGUUCACUGGUUUAUUCACUGGUAGUAGGGGUGUGACUGCCAUUUCUGUUGGGUGUGGGGUUUGUGGUCUUUGUAUUUGGUAAGGAAGUUUAGGGAAAAUAAUAAUCUUUUGUUUGUGUUUUUUUUUUCUCUGUAAAUUAGUUCCCCAAAGAGCAGUUUUGGUUUGUUGUUUUGGUGUUGGUUCACCCUGGAGUUGACCCCAGGUUUUUGGUCUGUACAGUAAUGCACAAUAUAUACAGUCAACCACUUUAGGCAAGGCAAGGCAAGUUUAUUUAUAUAGCACAUUUCAUACACAGUGGCAGUUCAAUGUGCUUUACAGAAGUAAUAGGAACACCUGUAUACCUGCACAUUUAUACAGUUAUCCAAUGAGCCAAUCAUGUGGCAGCAGCACAGUGCAUGAAAUCAUGCAGAUACAGGUCAUGAGCUUCACUGAAUGUUCACAUCAAACAUUAAAAUGAGGGAAAAGUGUGAUAUUUGUGACUUUAACGGUGGCAUGGUGGUUAGAGCCAGAUGGACUGCUUUGAUUAUUUCAGAAACUGCUGAUCUCCUGAGAUUUUCAUACAUGCAUGUUGUCACAUAAACGCAUGUUGCACAGCUCCAGAUGUUGACAGUGCGAUGUUGUGCAGCAUACUGACUCACAAAAGCUACUGCUCAUGACUGCUGCACACGCAUGACCAUGCCACUCUCUAUUUGUUUCCAACAGAAACAGUCUCAGAACUCUUUGAUUGCACCUUGUAUUGAGUGAUGGGAAAGACAGGGAAGACCCUCCCAGUAACUGGAAGGGGAACUAGAAAUAAAGGCAGAUGGGACUAAACUAAAGUUGACAGUACAGGAAUGGACAGAUUUCCUAGAUUAUUAUCCUUAUCCUGGAGACUGUAAUUCACCUGAACCAACAUCAGGUAUGGGAAAUACAGAGACAGGAUUUUUUUUUUUUUUUUUAACAGGGGGACCCCUUAACUGGGUCCAAUGAAACAAACAUGUAUAUUAACAUUGAUUUCUCAGAUAUUUUCCCAGUAGAUUACAAAAAUGUCUAAUUAUCAGUUAAGCUUUUGAGAAAAAUAAUAUUUAAUCAUGAGAGAUAGUAUUUGAUCCUCAAUUUAUUAAGCAAUGUAAUGCUAAUCUACAUUACCCUUAGCAAAAAGUAGUAUACUUAAAGUUCAUUUUAUUAAGUAUGCUUCAGUAUAAGUAUAGCAAGUAUACUACAGACCAUGUACUUUUAGUGUACUAGAAAGUAUACAAAUUUAAUACUUUUUCGGACUAAAUUGGAACAAUUCAAGUUUAUAAAAGUAUACCACAAGUACACUCAUCUAUAUACUAUCAAUGUGCUUGGUAUAUCCCUCUCGUAUGCUUAAAGUAUACCACAAGUAGACUUAUUGAUAUACUGCCAUUGUACUAGUUAUAUACUUCUUUAAGAUUUUUGGGGGGGGCUUUUUUCACCUUUAUUGGAUAGGACAGUGUCAAGACAGGAAAUGAGCUAGAGAGGGAUCAGGAAUCGAACCCGGGUCCCCAGAUUUAUGGUAUUGUGCCUUAGUCAACUGAGCUAUGACACCCCUUAGUUAUAGACUUCGAAUCCCUAUUUUUAGUUUAUUAUUGUAUACUUUAAGUAUACUGUUAUAAACGUUGGUUAUUUCACUAGUUUACUUGUUAUACUUUAAGUUUGCUUGGCAUAUUACUUGUAGCUUACUAUUUAUAUACUGGAAAUAUACUCCUUAAAGUAUUCUUAAAGUUUACUCAUACUGUAUGUACACAAGAGUGUGAUGCAUUUACAAAAUCACAAGACAGAAUGUUGAAAACAAGUUUGACAUAUUUUCAAACAUUUCAAAAACAAAGACCUAUGAAAUCAAGUCCUUCCUUACUGGAGAAAUUGAUCAAUAAAGUCAAGUCAAAAGA